Messenger RNA from Maylandia zebra (zebra mbuna), 1699 nucleotides. Its product is annotated as cytochrome P450 2J4-like. Gene Ontology annotation, cellular component: intracellular membrane-bounded organelle; cytoplasm. The record is from RefSeq and is a predicted model, not a curated record. Gene Ontology annotation, biological process: xenobiotic metabolic process. Gene Ontology annotation, molecular function: oxidoreductase activity, acting on paired donors, with incorporation or reduction of molecular oxygen, reduced flavin or flavoprotein as one donor, and incorporation of one atom of oxygen; iron ion binding; heme binding. NCBI's taxonomy places the organism in Eukaryota, Metazoa, Chordata, Actinopteri, Cichliformes, Cichlidae.
AUUCUGUCCCUGUAGCUGAACACUGAGUUACUUUUGCAUAACAGAGUAAAGCUAUGGAGAGAAUAUACAGCGUGCUCGGCCUGGAGUGGAUUGACGGCGGGAGCAUUUUACUAUUUGUGUGUGUUUUCCUGCUUCUGACUGAUUUUUUGAAGAACAGAGUGCCAAAAAACUUUCCUCCUGGACCGUGGGCUCUUGCUUUCAUUGGUGAUCUUUGGCGUAUCCAACCUGCCAGGCUUCACUUGCAGUUCGCAGAGUUUGCAGAGAAGUAUGGAAAUGUUUUCAGCCUGCGACUAUUUGGUGGAAGAAUUGUGGUCGUGAAUGGCUACAAGUCUGUGAAAGAGGCCUUGGUACAAAAAGGAGAAGACUUAAUUGAUCGUCCUGUCAUACCCAUAUUUGAACUAGCAGAAAACAGAGGUCUUGUGAUGUCAAAUGGUUAUCCAUGGAAGCAACAGAGGAAAUUUGCUCUUCACACUCUCAGAAACUUUGGUCUGGGCAAGAAGACCCUGGACUUAUCCAUCCAGCAGGAGUGCCAGUACCUCAUAGAGGCUUUUGCAGAUAAUCAAGGAAAGCCCUUUAAUACCCAGUCACUGAUAAACAACGCUGUGUCCAACAUCAUCUGCUGUUUGGUGUUUGGGAAUCGAUUCGACUACACUGACAAGGAGUUUCAGUCUAUUCUCCAGAAAUUCAACAAGAUUAUGCAUUUACAGGGAAGUUUGUCAGUACAGAUGUACAACACAAUGCCCUGGCUGAUGAAGUGGAUUCCUGGAUCUCACAAGGAAAUAUUAUUUCUGGUACAACAGUUAAUUGAGUUUGUAAAGGUAAAGGUCAAUGAACACAAAGAAAAUAUUGACCCUUCAUCACCAAGAGAUUACAUUGAUGCUUUUCUCAUAGAAAUGGGAGAGAAGGAGAACAAAGAAUCUGGUUUUGAUUUACAAAAUCUGUGUUUUUGCGCUCUGGAUCUUUUUGGUGCUGGAACUGAAACUACAACCACUACUUUACACUGGGGACUGCUUUACAUGAUCUACUACCCUGACAUACAAGAGAGAGUCCAGGCUGAGAUAGAUGCUGUGGUUGGUUCAUCCAGACAGCCCUCUAUGAGUGACAGAGAAAAAAUGCCCUAUACUGAUGCUGUCGUUCAUGAGAUUCAGAGAAUGGCCAACAUCAUCCCCCUCAAUUUGGCUCACAUGACAAGCAAAGACACCACACUGGAUAACUAUGCAAUCCCAAAGGGUACCAUAAUCAUAACUUUACUGCACUCGGUCCUGUGUGAUGAAUCGAUGUGGGAAACUCCACACACCUUCAACCCUCAACAUUUUCUGGACCAGGAUGGUAAAUUCAGGAAGAGAGAAGCCUUUAUGCCUUUCGCUGCAGGUAAGCGUGUGUGUCUUGGGGAACAGCUGGCCAGGAUGGAGUUAUUCCUGUUCUUUACCUCCCUCCUCCAGAGAUUUUCAUUCACUGCACCUGCUGGAGAGCAGCCCAGUCUGGAGUUCAAGUUGGGAGUAGCUCGGGCCCCCAAACCUUAUUGCCUCUGUGCUGUACCACGAUAAAGCAAUAAAUGGCACAUAAAAUGCCAUGUUUCUUUGCAUGUAUCUUUAUCUAUCUCAAAUUUGAGGGUAUAGUUUAUUCAGGAAGGAGGGCUUUCUGCAAUCUAAAAUAUUCAAGUGUGCAAAAGUAAAUAAAACAAACUCCUUAAAAGAAA